Molecule: messenger RNA, 702 nt
Organism: Sinocyclocheilus anshuiensis
Lineage: Eukaryota; Metazoa; Chordata; Actinopteri; Cypriniformes; Cyprinidae
Exons: 3
Coding region: 1-702 (233 amino acids)
Source: RefSeq, a predicted model, not a curated record
AUGGAUAUCUUUUCAGUUUUUCUCUUCUACAGUCUGGCAUCUGCUGUCUCUGGAAACGUCAUCACACCAGACGAAACAGAGCUUUUUGCUGAGGAGGGUUCAAAUGUUACAUUAUCCUGUAGUUAUUCCUCUGCGGAUUAUCUAUACUGGUAUCGUCAGUAUCCCGGUUCAGCUCCUGAAUUUCUUGAGCUCAUCCUCGAUGGUACAACAAACACCAAAAAGUCUGAUGUAGAUCCAAGACUGUCUGUUAAACUCAUUAAACGGGAACAAAAGCAUGUGGAUCUGAAGAUCUCCUCUGCUGCCGUAUCAGACUCUGCUCUGUACUACUGUGCUCUGAGGCCCACAGUCACAGGAAACAUUUGGGUUCCCUACAAAAACCCUUUACCCAGUUUGGUGUCUGGGGACAGUAUUGAGCCAGAUAAAGAGAAAAAUGUUAUCACACAAGAAAGAGAAACUGUCAAGCUGAGCUGCUCAUUUAGUGCAACCAGCAAUAACAUUCGGCUUUACUGGUACAGACAGAAUCUACAUGGAGAACCUUUGUUUUUAGCGUAUAAAGGUGCUCGAUCAUGGAGUGCUGCACACACCUCUGAUAAUCGGUUUCAGUCGACUACAUCAGAUACAUCCACUGAACUCACUAUUACUGAUGUACGUCUGUCAGAUUCAGCUCUCUAUUACUGUGCUCUGUUAGUAGGAGCCCAGUGA